GGAGCUGCAGAGGUAGGUGUAGCGGGCGGGAGCUGCAGCCCGAGCGGAUCGGAUCAGGCUGAAUCCCCGCUGCUGGAGGUUCCACAGCUCCGGGUCUCCAUGGCGGUGAAGAGUAAGAAGCAGGCCGGGCGGGAGCAGCUGCAGGCGGACGCGGACCGGGAGCGCAGUCCCGCGGCUCCGGGCAGAGGCAGGCGGGCUCGGGAGAGCAGAGCGCCGCCGCAGGGGAGCCAGACCCCGGGCAGAGCGGGCAGCUUCACCGCGCUCCUGCGGACCAGACUCGGCCUGGGACCCGCCGCCUCCGCCCGGCUUAUCACUGUCCUGAUAAUCGCUGCUUUUGCAGGAGCUUUACACUGGUACCAUCUGUUCCAUCUGUUUGAGAACGACAGACAUUUCUCCCACAUGUCCGGCUUGGAGAAGGAGAUGGCCUUCAGGACUGAAAUGGGUCUUUAUUACUCGUAUUUUAAGACGGUGAUUGAAGCUCCCUCCUUCCUGAACGGUCUUCACUUGAUCAUGAACGACCGUCUGACGGAGUAUCCGCUGAUCAUCAACACCUUAAAGAGGUUCAACCUGUAUCCAGAGGUGGUUCUGGCCAGCUGGUACCGGAUCUACACCACAGUGAUGGGCUACUUCAAGAUCCCCACCAAGAUGUGCUGGUCCAUCAACAGGGGGGAGGGGCUUGAGCCGGUGGACAGCUGUGAAGGAAUGGGGGAUCCCGCCUAUUUCUACGUGACGUUUGUGUUCCUGCUGAACGGAGUCAUGAUGAGCCUCUUCUACAUUUACGGGACGUAUCUCAGUGGAAGUCACGCCGGAGGAGUGAUCACAGUUUCCUCUUUCUUUUUUAAUCAUGGAGAGAGCACGCGGGUGAUGUGGACUCCGCCCCUCAGAGAGAGCUUCUCCUAUCCGUUCCUCGUCCUGCAGAUGCUCCUCCUCACCUACAUCCUCAGGAGCCGUAAGCCGAGCCGGAACGCUGUUCUGGCGUUAUGUGUAUCUAACGUGAUGUUCAUGUUGCCGUGGCAGUUCGCUCAGUUCGUCCUGCUCACACAGGUGGCGUCUCUGUUUGCUACGUAUAUUCUGGGAUACCUGAGUCCUGAUAAGAUGCAGACCGUCCUCAUCACUCACAUGGUGUCUCUGGGGGUGUGUUUUGUGUUGAUGUUUGGGAACUCCAUGCUGCUCACCUCCUUCUACGCCUCCUCACUCAUCUCCAUCUGGGGAGUUAUUUAUCUCAGGGAGAGGUUUAUCGCAAGCUUCGGAUCUGGACUCCUGACUUGGGUGAUGCAGUGCGUUGCCUGGGUGAUCACCACGGUGAUCCUGAAGCUCCUGCUGGCGCUGGUGCUCGGGGCGUCUGAUGACGCUCACAUCAGCAGCCUGAUCAAGUCCAAGUUCACCAGUUACAAGGACUUCGACACCAUGAUGUACACGUGUGCUGCUGAGUUCGACUUCAUGGAGGCGGAGACGGUGUGGAGGUAUAUGAAGACGCUGCUGUUGCCGGUGAACGUGCUGGUGGUUGCCGUGGUAGCUGUGCGGACCGUGAAGGACAUCAUCACCUUCCUCAAAAACCCCAACAAUAAAACACCAGAACCUGAGAACGAGCACAGCUCUGACCAGGCGGAUAAGCUGGUGAAGGGGGUGGUGGUGUAUCACAGUCUGCAGUUGGUGGCGUUUGCGGUUCUGGCUGUUCUCAUCAUGAGACUCAAACUCUUCCUCACUCCUCACAUGUGCCUGAUGGCAGCUCUACUGUCCUCCAGACAGAUGUUCGGUUGGGUCGGGGAGAAGAUGAAGCAAUACAUAAUAGUCUUCGGCAUCCUGUCAAUCAUGACUGUUCAGGGCGUGGCCAACCUGCAGAACCAAUGGGGAAUCAUAGGGGAGUUCAGUAACCUCCCCCAGGAGGACCUGCUGGAGUGGAUCAAAGAGAACACCCCUCAGAGUGCAGUGUUUGCCGGGGCGAUGCCCACCAUGGCCAGCGUGAAGCUGUCCGCCGGCAGAGCCAUUGUUAACCACCCGCACUACGAGGACGCGGGACUGAGAGAGAGGACGAAGCUGGUGUAUGCGAUGUACAGUCGUAAGCCGGUGGAGGAGGUGAAGAGGAACCUGGUGAAGCUGCAGGUGGAUUUCUUCAUCCUGGAGGACUCGUGGUGCACCAGACGCUCCAGGCCGGGCUGCAGUAUGCCUGAGAUCUGGGAUGUGGAGGACCCCGGGAAUGCUGGGAAAAUUCCCCUCUGUACGCUGAUGUCCAGAGAAACCCGGCCGCACUUCACCACCGUCUUUCACAACAGCGUUUACAAAGUGCUGAAGGUGCCUAGAGCCACCGGCCGCACCAGAUAACGCCGCAGUGCCAGGACCAGCCACAUGGGGCGCUCCACCCCAGGCCACAGGGGGCGCUCAUCCUCGGCUCAGUUCAUUAAAAGAGUUCAUAAAAAACACAAGCUGGAAAUGCUAAGCGCUAAACGCUAAACCCAGAGCCAGGACUGUCCAAUAGGAACUUCCCUCAGUGCUUACCCUACUGGACAGUGCUGGUUUUGGGUUUGAGUUUGGUUUUUGGGUUGAGUUUGGGGUUACCUGGCCGAGUGAGACGAGUGGCUCCGCCCCCUCCCCAGGUGUGUGUGUGUGUGUGUGCUUGUGCACGGGUGUGAGUGUGUAUGAAAGUGUGUAUAAACGGUAUAAACGGCGACUGUAAACCUGACCCGUUUGUUGGAAUUGAUGUUAUGUAUGUAUGUAUGUAUGUGUGAGUGUUCGGUACCUGUAGCAGGUGUUUAAUUGGCUGUGAUGCAGUGGGUGGAGUUAGCCGCUAGCAUUUGCGCACCUGUGCAACUGUGAGUAUUUAUUCAGUAACGUUUCGUAGCUGGAAGGCCGAGCUGAAGGCCUUUCCUGUAGGGGUGCACCGAAACCAACGUUUUUGGCCGAAAUCGCAUUUAAAUCCGCUUCUAAAUGCGAAUAUACACUGUUUUUUUACGGUUUAACUUUCUGUACUGUAGAGCUUAAUAAAGGUUUAAAAACAAAAAAUUUUAUUUGCCCAACAACGGAAUAUCAAACAUCUACCAAACAUCUUUUGUUACGUACCCUAAAUUAAUUUUUUUCUUGCUUUUUCCAGUCGUUUAUCACGUUUUGACCCUUAAUAACAUUUUUUUAUUAUUACACAGUAUUUGUGGCUAUUUCAUUUUCAUUUGUUUACUAAAACAUUGAUUUUUAGGCAAAAAUACGUAGUCGGACCAAAAGGGGAAUCAUGCUUUGGCUGAUAAAUCAACAGAAAUCCACAAAAAUCCUCCCAAAACAUAGGCUAAAACAUUUUUUUUUCUCAAGAAAUGAUUAAUAGAAAUAUUUUGCUAUAAAAGGUUAACAUCCCGGAAAUACUGUAUUUUUUGCACUAUGAGGUGCACUUAAAAUCCUUUAAUUUUCCCAAAAAGUAAAAGUUCUUCAGCACCAAGGCUGGAGCAGUAUUAGCAUUAGCUGCUAACCAUGCGAAGCACUAGCUUUUUGACUGUUCGGAGGUAUAUCGUCUUGUAGCCUGCUGUUAGCCGCGAAUAGCACUGCUGAAGCAGCAUUAGCAUUAGCUGCUAACCACACUUAGCGCUAGUUCUUUUGCUGUUCAGAGCUGAGUAUAUAGUCCUGUAGCCUGCUGCUAACCGCAGCCAGCACUACAGGAGCAUCAUAAGCAUUAGCCGCUAACCAUAGUGCUAAGCACUAGCUCUUUUGCUCUUCAGAGGCGAGUAUAUCGAUCUGUAGCCUGCUACUAACCUCGACUAGUACUGCUGGAGCAGCAUUAGCAUUAGACGCUAAUAUAGCUCUUUUGUUGUUCAGACUGUAGUCUGCGUGUUUACUGUGUUAAAACAAGCUACGUGGGACAAACCGCUAGCUAAUAUCACUCUGGCUCAGUAAGCUAUGGUUCCUCAGUGUAGCAGUUAGCUGCUAAUGCUAAUGCUCCAGCUUUAGUGUAAAUCUAAGCUCACUGUAAAUAAUGUUUUUAGGAGAGAAAUCUGUCUAGAUUAACAUCCAGUGCUUGUCUGACUCGUCUAAACUGUUUUUAAGAAUUACAGUUUAGUUUACUUAACUUAGCUAAAUUACAAAGAAAACAUGACACCCCUGUUUCUACUACUAUAAUGUUACUAUUUUUGCAUAAAAUGCGCCUUAUAUAUGAAAAUAAACCAUUUUUGGCUGGUGCGCCUUAUAGUGCGAAAAACACUAAGUCCACGUUAGCUCAGCUACCGUUACUCUUGUAGUCCUGUACAGCUGUAAAACUUUACUAUUACACUUUAUUCUGCUUAAUAUCUUCAGUCCUGGAAAAAAAAUCCUAAAGUAAGAGAAAAAAAACAGCAACAGGAUUUAAAAUAAAUGAGUCAUUAUUUGGUAAAGUGUAGUUUUUGUGGUUUUCGGCUGAAUAUUUUCAGUUGUUCGGUGCAUCCCUACUUUACUGUUGCUGCUCUUCGCCAAGGUCAGUAUGUUGAGUCCUCCCACGCUUUAGCUUUUACACGAGUGGGAACAUUUCAGAUACACAGGAAUUCUUUUUUUUUUUGUUUUUUUGGGGUUUUUUUUCGUGAUCUGUGGUGGGAAGUAUAUUUACACUCGUCAUGAACAGAAACGUCCAGAGUUCUUUGAAAUAUUCUUUUUCUGAGCAACAUCGUACAGAAUAAACCCACCUUAUUCCACUGAGAAAACCUUGUAGCAGCUGUUAAGCAUGGUGGUGGGAGUAUCAUGCUUUUGAGAUGUUUGGUUCGAGUUAAUUAGGUUUGUUUGGCGUUCAGGUGUCGCCCUGAUUUAGGUAUUGGCUCACUGGCUAGUUUACCACAUCUUCUGAAAUUAAGGGUAUUAACUGAUAGAUGAACACAAAGUAGCACAUAAUUGUGAAUUGGAAUAAAAAAAAAAUGGUUUUAAAUAUUUGAACACAGUAAACAUGUGGAAAAAGGGUCUGUUCUCAGAUCAGAACAAAGUUUAAUUUUUUGGCCUAAAUGUAAAAAAGCCCUGUGUGUGGCGCAAAAGUAACACUGCUCCUUACUACGAACACACCCUGAUCCCCACUGUGAAACAUGGUGGCGGCAGCAUCAUGCUGUGGGGAUGAGCUUUUCUUCAGCAGGGACAGAUUUAGGAAGCUGGUCAGAGUUGAAGGAGGGAAGAUGGAUGGAGAUAAAUAAAUACAGAACAAUCCUGGAAGAAGAAAAGCUGUUGGAGGCUGUAAAAGACUUGAGAUCUUCCAGCAAGACGAUGACCCUAAACAUACAGCCAGAGCUACAGUGGAGCUGUAAUGAUUUAGAUCAGAGAAUAUUCAUGUGUUAGAAUGAUCCAGUCUUAAAUCCCACUGAGACAUGAAAACUGCUGUUCACAGACCAACGCUCUCCAUCCAACCUGACUGAUCUUCAGCUGUUUUAUAAAGAAGAAUAGAGUUAAAAGCUUACACUUUUGAUAGAGGGGAGCUGUAUACUUUUGCACAUUUAACUGUUCAGAUUUUGAUUUGAUAAAAAAAUUAAAUUAUUUUUGUUGCACUUCACAAUUAUGAGCCAGUUUGUGUUGGUUUAUCACUUAAAAUCUCAAUAAAAUACAUUAAGAAAAAAAUGUGAAAAAGUUCAAGGGGUAUGAAUACUUUUGCAAGCCACUGUAUCCUCCCUCACUUCUGUAGUGAAACCCGUGUACAGCUCAGAAAAGAGGAACACUGUUACAGUAAAAACUUCUGUUUUUCAGCAGAUGUCCGUUAGUUUAAGUGCACGUGAAGGUCACCACUGUUUCACAAUUACCGAACACAGAAUUUGCACGAGUUCACACAGCAGUGUCCGUGUAAUUUAGUGAACAGGACUGAAAAACAGAACAGCACCAGUACAGUAUUCAGAUUUAAGUGUUAUUAAUUGUUCAUAAUUUCACUAUUUUAUGUUUAAAUAUUAAUUUCUACACUGUAAUAAACUUGGGGGGUGGGUGUUAUAUGUGGAAAUAUAUAUAAUUUUGUUGGAUGUACCUUUUUUACUCUUCGUUUUUGAUGUAUUUUCUGAAUAAAAUUUUCGUAAUUUUGCAAA
Molecule: messenger RNA, 5993 nt
Organism: Astyanax mexicanus (Mexican tetra)
Lineage: Eukaryota; Metazoa; Chordata; Actinopteri; Characiformes; Acestrorhamphidae
Gene: dpy19l1l
Product: dpy-19-like 1, like (H. sapiens)
Exons: 22
Coding region: 100-2322 (740 amino acids)
Cellular component (GO): nuclear inner membrane
Molecular function (GO): mannosyltransferase activity
Source: RefSeq, a predicted model, not a curated record